UCGAGCCACACCGUGAGCGGAUUGUGCUUGCGACGGAAUUGUCUGCGUACGAGUUCGAGAGUUCGCGUGCCUCGAUCAAACACGAUCCGGGGGUUUUCGUGUUAGUUUUGGUGCCCUGCGUACGAAAAGUGAGCCCGUGGCAUCCAUCCCCAUCCGGUCCUUCAAUCAAACAACCUGACAUUCGCAGUCCGGAGUCCCCAAGGCAGCGCAACAUGAAGCAGUUUGGAGCGCUAUUUGGUGCGUUCAUCGCCCUGGCACUGAUCGCCAACGUGUCUGCAGCGGCAGCUCCCAGCUGCCCGGAACCGUACGGUGAGCAGGCGUACCUACACCCGGAUCACUGUGACCAGUUCUUCCUCUGCACCAAUGGUACUCUCACGCUCGAGACAUGUGAGAAUGGGCUGCUGUUCGAUGGUAAAGGCGCAGUACACAACCACUGCAACUACAACUGGGCGGUUGAGUGCGGCAACCGGAAGUUCGCCACCGAUCAGACGCCAUUAUCUACGCCCGGAUGCGAGUACCUGUUCGGUAUUUACCCGGACGCGGCUGAGUGCUCAACGAGCUACCAUAAAUGCGCCUUCGGUGAGGUUCACCAGGAGCUGUGCGAGCCGGGACUGGUGUAUGAUCAUCGCAUCCAUGGUUGCAACUGGCCGGAUCAGCUGCUCGAUUCCUGCAACCCGGAGGCCGUCGUUGGCUUCAAGUGUCCGCAGUCGGUGCCAUCCGGUACGGUUGCGGCUCGAUUCUGGCCGUAUCCUCGCUUCCCUGUGCCCGGAGACUGCCACCGACUGAUCACGUGCGUUGAUGGACACCCACGACUUAUCACGUGUGGCGAGGGUAAGGUGUUCAACGAGGAGUCGCUCACCUGCGAGAACCCGGAGGAUGUGCCGCAUGCCUGCCGUCGCUAAGGGUUUAAAACAAUACAC
Molecule: messenger RNA, 920 nt
Organism: Anopheles nili
Lineage: Eukaryota; Metazoa; Arthropoda; Insecta; Diptera; Culicidae
Product: protein obstructor-E
Exons: 3
Coding region: 213-902 (229 amino acids)
Cellular component (GO): extracellular region
Molecular function (GO): chitin binding
Source: RefSeq, a predicted model, not a curated record